Molecule: messenger RNA, 471 nt
Organism: Protopolystoma xenopodis
Lineage: Eukaryota; Metazoa; Platyhelminthes; Monogenea; Polystomatidea; Polystomatidae
Source: the annotation of a GenBank genome assembly
AUGGCCGUGGUUGUGCAUGCUAGCGAAAUUCAACCCGUCUCGGAGCACGAGCUGCGCGAAUGGUCCUCUCGCCUCUGCAACCCCAAGUCGAGUCUUGUGGAGCGGUCGAGGGCCCUGUGGGGGCUUAGGCACGCCAAGGAACUGCUUGCCUGCCAGCUGAUAGGCCAGUUUAUCUGUCGCCAUGUACCGCCCGACCCUGUCGCCAACGACCUGCUUCAACACGAGGCCGCCUAUUGCCUGGGCCAACGGGGCAAUUUGGCCGCCAUUGACGACCUUAUGACGGUCGUCCGAGAAGUCCGCCAUUCGCCCAUUGUCCGCCAUGAAGCAGGCGAGGCACUGGCUGCGAUUGCCGGUUGCGCAAGCCCUGCCGAACGGGCCAGGAUCCGCGAACUGUUGGAAACGUACAAAUCCUGCGAUGUCGUCGAGGUGAGAGACGCGAAUGCAAUGUGCCAAGCGUGGGUGUGUUUGUGA